UGAAUAUACGUCAUUCUGACAGGCUAGCACUUUUGUACCUUUAAAACCGGGAGGCAUCUGAAUAUAGAAGUCAGUAUGGGUGAAUAUAUUUUCGCGUGAACAUAUACCACUGGGACACCAUGACUUGACUGAAGACGACUCCCCCCUUCCCACAAGUCGCCGGCUUGUUGCUUACUAUUUGGAGCUGAUUUUUUUUUACUUGUGUACUGGUAUUAUAUAUAGAUAACCAAUCAAAAUGUCCGUCUCUCGUCGUGGAGGAGAGGAGCUGUCCUUGUUUAGGAUCCCUCCCUACUACUACCUCCAUGUCCUCGACCAAAACCUUAAUGUUACCCGUUUGGAGAUCGGGCCCCAGACCUACAUCCGCCAGGACAAUGAAAGGGUGGUGUUUGGGCCGGAGAAGAUGAUCACAGUUCCCCCGAGGAACUACUGUCUGAUCGAGAACCCCCAUGUCCGCGACAAGGACAACAAGGUUGUACUGGACAACAGCGGCCAAGCCAAACUUCUCCACGCUGACCAGGAGAUUCGUCUUGCUCAGGACCCUUUCCCUCUCUACCCUGGUGAGGUCUUGAAACAGGUUGUGACACCCCUAAAAGUUGUGAAUGCUAACUCAGCUCUCCGUCUCCGAUCCAUUCUCGACUUUGAAGCUGAGGAUGACAUUAAGAGGACUGCUGGUGAUGAAUGGUUAUUUGAAGGACCCGGGACUUACAUCCCUCGCAAGGAGGUGGUGAUUGAUGAAACUGUUCGCGCCACUGUGAUCCGUCCUAACCAGGCAAUCCGUCUCCGGGCUCGUAAGGAGACGAUCGACCGUCAGGGAACACCCCGUGUCACUGGGGAGGAGUGGCUUGUUAAGAAGACGGGAGCCUACCUUCCCGGGGCCUAUGAGGAGGUGGUCGACAUCGUCAAUGCUUUCGUCCUCACAGACAAGAAAGCCCUUCACAUGAGGUCCCUGAGAACUUUCAAGGACGACUUUGGUGUUGUGAGGAAAAACGGAGAGGAAUGGUUGAUCACCAUGACCGAGACAGAAACUCACAUCCCCAAUGUUUACGAAGAGGUUGUGGGUGUGGUCUCCAUUACGACCUUGACCUCCCGUCAGUACUGUGUUCUUUUGGAUCCCUGUGAUGAUUCUGGAAGGCCACAGCUCGGCAGAAAGAGGCUGGUCAAGGGAGAGAAAUCUUUCUUCCUCCUGCCUGGCGAGAGUCUUGAGAGGGGUAUCCAAAACAUUUAUGUGCUUGGUGAAGAGGAAGGUCUCAUUCUCAAGGCUACUGAAACAUUCAAGGACGCAGACACAGGGGAAGACCGUCGUCCCGGUGACCGGUGGAUGAUCCGAGGACCUAAGGAGUAUGUACCACCCACAGAGGUGGAGGUCGUCCUCAAGAGACGGGCAAUCCCAUUGGACGAGAAUGAGGGUAUCUACGUCAGGGACAUCAAAAAUGGAAAGGUGCGUGCGGUUACUGCAGAGACUUACAUGCUGAGUCACGAUGAGGAAUUGUGGGAGAAAGCCCUUCCCCCAGCAGUUGAGACCCUCCUAGCCCAAGGGAAGGACCCUAUGGCUGAUCGGGGUGCGCGAGGACAGAGCACAGAUACCACAAAGGCUCGGGACAAGACGAGGGUCAUCACUUUCCGUGUACCACAUAAUGCUGCAGUGCAGAUAUACGAUUACAAAGAGAAGAAAGCUAGAGUUGUAUUUGGCCCUGAACUGGUCAUGCUUGGCCCUGACGAACAAUUCACCCAGCUCAGUCUGUCCGGUGGUAAACCAAAGAAACCCAAUUCUAUCAAAUCCCUUUGUCUGUUGCUUGGUCCCGACUUCAUGACCGACAUCAUUGUCGUGGAGACCGCCGAUCACGCACGACUCAGCCUCCAACUAUCUUACAACUGGCAUUUUGAUAUCAAAGACAAACUUGAUGAAAAGGAUGCUCACAAAAUCUUCAGUGUACCAGAUUUUGUUGGUGAUGCCUGCAAGGCGAUCGCAUCCCGGGUUAGAGGAGCUGUGGCUCAAGUCCAGUUUGAUGACUUCCACAAGAACUCCGCCAGGAUUAUCCGAUCCUCUGUGUUUGGUUUCGAUGCGAAGGACAAGGUGCGGGACCAGUUCGUGUUUGGUCAGAACUGUCUGGUGAUGACAAGCAUUGACAUUCAGUCUGUGGAGCCAGUCGACCAGAGGACACGUGAUGCCUUGCAAAAGUCAGUCCAGCUCGCCAUCGAAAUCACCACCAACUCACAGGAGGCUACAGCUAGACACGAGGCUGAGCGUCUUGAACAGGAAGCCAAGGGCCGUUUGGAACGACAGAAAAUCAGCGAUGAGGCAGAAGCUGAAAAGUCGCGUAAGGAACUUCUGGAACUGCAGGCCAACAGUGCGGCCGUGGAGAGUACCGGUCAGGCCAAGGCAGAGGCUCAGUCCCGGGCUGAGGCCUCGAGGAUCGAGGGAGAGGCUGCCGUUGAGCAGGCCAAACUCAAGUCCAUGGCUAUGAAGAUUGAAGCCGAGUCUGAGUUGGAGAGACUGACCAGUGCCCGGGAGGCUGAACUGAAAUACGUCCGUGAGCAGAAUGACAUGGAACUCACAAAAUCAAAGGAAAUGUCCAACAUCGAAACCGAUAAGUUCAAGAAGAUGGUGGAUGCUAUUGGAGCCAACACACUCCAGUCCAUUGCAGUGUCUGGACCGGAGAUGCAGGUCAAGAUGUUGACUGCGCUUGGGCUAAAGUCCACACUUAUCACAGAUGGUAGCAGUCCAAUCAAUCUAUUCAACACGGCCAACGGGUUAAUUGGAGGCCUAGUUCCAUCUAAGAGGCGUCAUGCUCCCGCGGACUCUGAUGAGGAUUAAAGGGUAGAUAAUUUGAAGAGUAAUUAAUCUCCCCUGAAACCUCUCGGUGAAGACUGUGUGACAGAGUAUGUGUAUAGAUAUCAUUUUAACUCUAUUUAACAUAAUUUAUACCGUUUGUUGAAGCCUGUUGUUCCUCUCAUAUUUUUGUGUUCUACAAUCAAAUGUGAGAGUUGUAUCAAAUAAUUGUGAUACAAGUUACUUUUCAAGAGUGUUUGUCGGAUCAAAGAUUAAUCAUGCUCCGGCAUUCAUUGGGACCAUGAAGACACUUGAAGCUAAAUGAGGUUUCGAGAUUAUGCUUGUUUAAUAUAUUUGGGAACAAGGAAUGGCUUGUAAUACCAGAAUAUAUCUACUUUUUAAAUCAUAUUCUGUUAUGUAUGAUUGCUAAGGACACAAACAACAGUCAUUCACUCAACUUAUGGGUUGUAGGAACUUCUCGAAAUUUCUUGUGCAUUUAAAAUUUACAUUUAUACAUGCAUGACAGUCUUGUUACAAAUACAAAAAAAAAAGGUAUACUGCAUCUUUUAAUUUUGUACUUUUUAUUGAAUUCUUGUGUUAAUUGUUUUCAUUUUUUGAUGCAUGAUUAGAGGGUAAAAUUGUGUAUUAAAGGUUUUACUAUAAGUGCAAUUACUACAUUGAGAGAAGAGCAUGUGUGAUAGACUAGGGUUUAAUUUUCAUUUUCAUAACUCGGACAAAUAAUAUAUAUAUGUAUAUAUUUAAAAUCGACCCCUUGACUUCAGCUGGAGAGCUUGAAUAUUAGUUAGCAAACCUCCAAAUGACAACUGAAUAUGAUGGACACAGAAAUGUAAAAUAAACAAUAAUGAUGAUGACAUGCCAGCUAAGUUGACAGUCCCCAGUUAUAGUGAAAGGGUCUAUGUGAUGCAUGAUAACCUAGUGAUUAAUUUCAUUUUCAUAAUCAUGGAAAAAAACUAGAUAUUGAUUCCUAUCCUGCUUAUUAAGCCUCCCAACUGCUUUCAUAAUAUAUAUAAAUAUCAUUUUUGUGAUUCUGUUGUUGGUAUUGACUUUCAUGAUAGUGCUGACAAGUUUUUGUUGUUGUUUAUAGGUUUGAAGUUGUUUCUGUUUUGAUAUCGUUUUUGUACAAUCUUGGACAAUUGUCCUUUCUCUGUGAUAGAAUCAGUGCACUACUCUCAUGACAAUAUAUUUACUUGUAUCAACAAGGUAUCGAGACAACAUUUAUAUUUAUAUUUCCUUUAAUUUAUACACAUCCGUUAACACUCCAGUCGUGAGUUAAAUGGACAUAUGUUGACAAACUGAAUUAGUGUUUGUGAAUUCUAUUAAAAUCUGAAACUAAA
Molecule: messenger RNA, 4125 nt
Organism: Mizuhopecten yessoensis (Yesso scallop)
Lineage: Eukaryota; Metazoa; Mollusca; Bivalvia; Pectinida; Pectinidae
Product: major vault protein-like
Exons: 10
Coding region: 236-2815 (859 amino acids)
Cellular component (GO): nucleus; cytoplasm
Source: RefSeq, a predicted model, not a curated record